Leguminivora glycinivorella is the source of this 1845-nucleotide messenger RNA. RefSeq lists its product as uncharacterized. The transcript has 2 exons. The record is from RefSeq and is a predicted model, not a curated record. Bases 147 to 1163 code for a protein of 338 amino acids. Lineage: Eukaryota; Metazoa; Arthropoda; Insecta; Lepidoptera; Tortricidae.
UAUAUAUAUUUUUUUCUAUGCUGGCACUUUCCGGUUGCCCAUAAACUAUGUUCGUUUUUUCUCUCGUUUGAAUACUGGUCUCGAAGUAAAACUAUCGUUAACAAGUGCGUCGAAAUUACUCUUAUUUUUUCGCGAGUGCUGUUAAAAUGGGAAAAAGGAAGAGAGAUAAAGAAAAAGAUGAAGUUUAUAUUAAGAAAAAGAUAAAAAAACUUCAAGAAAAGCUGCAAAGACAUUCCGUCGAACCAGAUCGCAGUUCUACUCCUCCUGUACAACCGCAGUCGAAGACUCCGCAGCAGCCGCCGACAGAAGACUCUUCACCAUCACCGGCGUCUUCACCGUUGCAUACUAGGCCACACGAUGACCCUGAUAUAAAUGCAGAAAUUGUGGACGAUGAACUCCCUGAGGAGUUCCUACUUGCUCUGGGGACUGAAGGUCAGGAACAGGCAGAAGUUGGAAACCCUAUCAGACCUGAAUUGGCCUCCCGCUGGACAAAAAUUAUGAAUGACGGCUUGGGUAAAGAGGCUAGAGAAGCAAUUGUGAAAAAAUACCCUCCACCAGCCAAUUUUUCUGCUGCAAUAGCACCGAUAAUUAAUCCAGAGAUUGCGUCUACACUCUCAGAUCCCUCGGUCAAAAGAGAUAAAAGGAUUAUGAUAAGACAGGGCUUAACAGGCACAUUAUUGUCUUGCCUAGGAAAAUGCUUAACUGACGUUUUACUAGGAAAUAUUAACUCUAAAAAGUUAAUUGAAGAAAUCAAUGACGCUGCGAAGUUGGCUGGGGAAAUCCACCACCAUGAUUCAAAUUCGAGAAAAUUCUUUUGUUUGGCUGGAGCGAAUAAAACCAUCCAAGAUGCUAUUCGUCAUCAAAAGACCGAUAAGUUUUUAUUUGGUACAGAUUGUGCUGACAAGAUCAGAGCUGCACAAACAAUCCAGAAAACUUCAAAUACUAUUAAGAACCAUCCAGAGAAAGAAAAGAAGCAGCAGAAACAAGCAGCAAAUAACAAACAGUUCAAGCAGUUAAACUGGAAGAGCCCACCACAAUACAGUCAGCAGUAUCAUCGGAUGCGUGGUGGGCAACAAUACCAUCAACCCCGGAAGCACUACAACCAGCCUCACCGGAAAGAGAGACACAGCUCCCACAAGCAGAGGUCCAGAUAUCACCGAUAGAACCUGAGGUACAUGCAGGUAGACUUAAACAUUUUAUUGACAAUUGGCUUGAGAUUACUGAUGAUCCAAUAAUUUUGAAAUGGCUGGAAGGGUACGAAAUUCCAUUUCAUACUAUUCCUCCGCCUCAUGAGGCAAUACAAAAAGUGUGGCAUGGAAAGGAAAAAGAAAGUAUGACCUGUGAAAUCCAGAAAUUAUUUAAACUUGGUGCAAUUUCACAGUGUUCUCCAGACCCCAAUCAGUUUACAUCUCCAAUUUUUUUAGUACCAAAACCCAAUGGUUCAUUUAGAUUUAUAUUAAAUCUAAAAAAGUUGAAUGAAUAUGUAAUAACACAUCAUUUUAAACUAGAGGAUAUUAGAACUGCUUGCAAAUUGAUAUCAGAAAACUGUUUUAUGGGUUCCAUUGAUUUGUCAGAGGCAUAUCUUUCCGUGCCAAUUGCGGAGACACACAGGAAGUUUCUAAGGUUCCAAUUUGAUGGACAAUUAUUUCAGUUUAACGCUUUACCGUAUGGCCUAUGCUCAGCUCCCUAUGUUUUCACUAAAUUAGUUAAACCAGUUAGUACCUACCUCAGAGAACAAUAAUAAUUUUGACAUGCUACCUAGACGACAGUAUUUAUUUUAACCAAUCAUAUAAUGGAUGUUUAAAUGAUAUCAAAGUAGCAUGUAAACUAUUUCAGGACCUAGGG